Penicillium oxalicum is the source of this 1230-nucleotide messenger RNA. Its product is annotated as PRCC domain-containing protein. The transcript has a single exon. The record is from RefSeq and is a predicted model, not a curated record. NCBI's taxonomy places the organism in Eukaryota, Fungi, Ascomycota, Eurotiomycetes, Eurotiales, Aspergillaceae. Gene Ontology annotation, cellular component: nucleus. Bases 1 to 1230 code for a protein of 409 amino acids.
AUGGCACUUGUAGCCUACUCAGAUUCAGAAACAUCCGACGUGGAACUCGACACCACGCCAGCAGCCCCAGCCGAAAAGCCCAAAAAGUCCGACACGGUCCCAGAUUUCCACGUCGAUCGUGGCAACCCGCGCAAAAUCCGCGUCGCCCUGCCAGACCUCAAACCCGAACCGACGGCGACCGAUGCGGGAGAGGAGGGUCCUGCGCGGAAGAGGACUAAACUCGGAGGAGGUGGAGGAGGAAGCGCUUUCUCUGGCUUCAACUCUUUCUUGCCGGCGCCGAAACGCCUGGCCGAGAAGAAAGCCUCGACUCCUUCAACGCGCAAAAUCUUCAGUCUGAAGACAGGCGCCGAGCCUGGAUUUGAUCGGACGGCCGAUGCGGAGAUGCGGAACACUUUGGCCCAGGAGUCCAAUCCUGGGCCCACGAGCAACGAAGCACCGUCUCUCACGGAACCCAAGCCGCAACCCCAAAAGACCGAGGCGGGUGAAAUCAAACUGCAAGGAAACCCGAUGAUGUUCCGGCCAUUGUCAGUUGCGCGAAACCAGAAGAAAAAGAAGCCCUCGGUGGCCAUGACCGCCUCCGCAUCAACCCCACCGACCUCAACGACCACGACGAUAUCCAACCCGGUGGAUCGGACGGUCGAAACAUCCACACAAGUUGCACCGGCAGCGGCUCCGGCAUCAGCACCACCAAAACAACCAAAGGUCAGCCUCUUCUCGCUAUCUUCCUCGGAAGACCGAGCCGCCACCGAGACCAUACCGGCCAUCUCAACCACAACAGGCAACUAUGAGCCGCUAGUGUACACGACCGAAACCGAGCACGAGAUCUCCUCCACAUCAUACUCGGAAGAUCCUGCUCUGGCGUCAGACGUCCGGCCCACAGAAUCAACAUAUUACCCCAGCAAUGCCUCCGUCUCAUCAUCCCUAGACACCAUCGCCAAUGAUCUCAACCUGUCCAAAGCAGAGCGGCGACAACUCUUCGGCCGCAAUGCGCCAUCCGCAGACUCUCGCAUCCUCACCUUCAAUACCGACAAAGAAUACGCCUCCAACCAGGCCAUCAGCGAGGCCGAACUGGCUGCCACCCAACAUAAUCCCGUCCGGGCCAUUGCUCCCGGCAAGCAUACCUUGCAGCAACUGGUCAAUGCCGCUAGUAGUCAGAAGGAUGCGUUGGAGGAGAGCUUUGCCACGGGGAGGAGGAACAAGAAGGAAGCGGGGUCGAAGUAUGGAUGGUGA